This is a messenger RNA of Chelmon rostratus (copperband butterflyfish), 1716 nucleotides long. Its product is annotated as meiosis 1 associated protein. The coding region runs from base 1 to 1716 and encodes 571 amino acids. Gene Ontology annotation, biological process: meiosis I; spermatogenesis; male meiosis chromosome separation. Lineage: Eukaryota; Metazoa; Chordata; Actinopteri; Chaetodontiformes; Chaetodontidae. The record is from RefSeq and is a predicted model, not a curated record. The transcript is spliced from 11 exons.
AUGUCUGUGGACAACAGAAAGAGGUCAGCAGGUUCCUCAAACCCUGGGAACUUUGUUUUCUGGUCUUCCUCAUUCCCGCAUCAACCAGCCAGGGUCCUGAUCGUGGAGGCACUACCACCCUGGUGGUCAGAGACCUGUACAGUGCUCUGUGAUGCUCUAGAUAACUUCCUGUCCUUGGCCUGUAGUCUGGAUGGACCCUGCAGGAUACCACUACUCAGUCUGUAUGCCAUCAGCAGACAGCAGGAAUGUCUACUGCCAUUUGUGCAGGUUCAUGGUAACCUCACCAGGCUGCGUUCCUGUGUCGAGGAGCUGAGGUCUAUUCCAGGUGAAGGUUGUAUCAGAGGAGCAGCCAGAGGAGGCGAACUGCUGCGACAGGCAGUGCUGGACAGUCUGCAGCAGUUUAAACAGUACAUCAGACACACCAGUACUGGCAACCAGGCCAGCAACAACACGUCUGUGGAGGUUACUGUGGUGACCAGCCAGCCAGGCCAGGGCAUUGUGCGCCAGUUGGAGAUGGGGCUCAAAGAUGCUGACCUGGUGUCACUGAAGCGGCUCCUGGUGGUACAUCUCCAUAGUGCAGCAGACUGGGGCCAUGACAACCCCUCACCUGAGGCCAUGCACACUGAGACUGAAGACUGUCUGAUGUUGGGAACAGAGGUCGACCUGCAACAGGUGGAAAACAGUGUGCUUGCCAUGGAAAUGGUGUUGAAGGCGUGGCUUCAAGAGCAGGGAGGAGACAAAGAGCACCUUCACCUCCUGCUUCCCAGCCCUGUGGACAAUCCCAUUCCAGUGUGUGUAAAGUGUGACAUGCAGGAACGUCUGAUAAGCCCUGCACUGGUCCCCCUGAACCCCAAUCUGGGAGUGAAGACAGAAAGCGUCCGGGACUUCCUGCCCAUCAUUAAGGGAUCAGCCAAUCAGAGUCAAGUGCCGCGGAGACUGAAAGCAAUCAGGACUCUGCACGCAGACGGAGUGUGUGAGAGUGUGUUGUACGGCCUGCCGCUGGUGAUCCGCCCCACCACCUGCUGGCAGCUGGACUGGGAUGAAUUGGAGACCAACCACAACUUGUUCCACGCUCUCUGCCACACACUCAGGAGUCGUGACUUGUUCCUGCUGCUGCAGGUGGAGCCCGCACAGAGGUCUGCAGCUGGAGGCUCAGGUGUGUGUUCUCACUAUGUCCUCCAGCCAUCCCCGUCUCUCUCCCUCCUCCUGAAACCUGUGGUCUCCAGAGAGUUGCUGCUGCCCUGCUCGCUGCCUGUCUCAGCUCAGGAAGCUGCACCUGAUGUCAUGCAGACUAUGCAGGCCUGUGUCACACAGCUGGAUGAGGAGUUUGUGUUCAACCCUCUCUCUCUGAGCAGUAACCUCUACCAGCACCUCAGGAGUAGGGGCCUGCUCUCACAGCCACGAUACCCAUACAGGCUGCAGCCAGCAGCAGCCCACAGAGACCAGUCUCAGCCACUAGAGGGCCCUAAAACCACAGGCAGCAGGCAGCCACGGCAGCCACAAAACCAGGGUCGCCAACUGGGAACAAACUGCAAAGUCAGGGCCACUGUGGCUCCCUUCCCCUCUUCCUCUUCCCACUCCUCUUCCUCCCUGGGACCUCCUCCUGCAAAGGCCUCUCGUCCGGCUCUGACGCUCCUUAGCAGCAGCCGUCGGAGCCUGGCCCCCGCUCGGCGGGAGGAAGACGACGACGAUGAUGUCUCCAUGGUAGUUCAGUGA